GCAUUCCGCAACAACGGUGCAGGGUUUGGAGAGCCACAGUGUGCAGCAGGAAAACCGCACCACGGCACUAACAGAGGAGGGAAUGCGAAACACAUAGGUUACCCAUACAAUAAAACAUGGACAUGAAAGGGAGAAGCCUUCUUCUUCCAAAGGACACAAAGAAUGGAAACAUUUCUGUUUUCAUUCCAGCUGAAGAGCAGUUUUUCCUCUGAAAUCCAAGGAAACCUUCACAGCUUGGUCCGACGGAGCCCAUCUCAACUGGUAGAGAGAAGAAUGGAUGAAAAACACCAAGACUAACGAAUCAUUGUGGCACAAGGAGACAGAAUAGGACGAAUAACCACAAUCAGACUAGUAUUUCAUCAUUGAAUGAACCUGUGAAUAAUCAUCGGAAACACACCGCAUCUCCUCAUUUUACAGCCGGUCUUUUGUUUUCCACGAAAUUCCAGUAGUGGGAUGCUUUCGCGUUGUGCUGCUGCAUAAGGUUGAAGAAAACAAUUCAGGGACAAAUAUGGGUGAAGUUCAGGACGUCAGGGAUGUUAAGAAGAUUUUUGUUGCUCCAGCAAUAAAGUCUUUCGAGCACUAUGACUUCUCCCGAGCCAAAAUCUGUUGCAGCCUCACAUGGCUGGUGGCCAAAGCAUAUGGGACAGACAGCAUCCCAGCAGACUUGAAGGACCCCUUCUACACAGACCAGUAUGAGCAGGAGCACCUGAAGCCUCCCGUGGCCAGCCUCCUGCUAUCCGCUGACCUCUACUGCAGGGCCGGCAGCCUCAUCCUAAAGAGCGACGCCGCCAAACCCCUGCUGGGCCACGAUGCCGUCAUCCAGGCGCUGGCUCAGAGAGGACUCUACGUCACUGACCAGGAGAGACUGGUCACUGAGAGGGACCUUCGAAAGAGGCCUCUGCAAAUGAGUGCCCAUCUGGCCAUGAUCGACACUCUGAUGAUGGCGUACACAGUGGAGACAGUGAGCGCGGAGAAGGUGAUGGCCAGCAUUCGCCAGUAUUCAUCCCUCAACCCCGAGGUAGAAACGCCCUAUGACACAGAGGACGCAGUCACCACCUGGAUCAACAAGGUAAAUGACUAUCUGAAAGACAUUGUGGCUCAGGAGCAGAGGAAGAAGGAGAUUCAGACUACUGAGCCUGCUGGAAGCCCUCGGUCUCCAACCAAGUGGUACAUGAAGCUUGUGCCUGCUCGCUACAGGAAGGAGCAGGCCUCCAGCCAGCAGAUUCCCUGGAUCCCCCCAGUGGACAACCUGCUGAAAGACAGCACAGAUGGCUCAGCUCUGGGCGCACUGCUGCACUUUUACUGCCCUCAGCUGCUACCACUGGAUGAUGUCUGUCUGAAGGAGAACAUGACGCUGGCCGAUCGGCUCUACAACCUGCAGCUCAUACAGGACUUCUGCAAAGACAACCUGAACAGCAGCUGCCACUUCAGCCUGGAGGACAUGCUCUACGCCUCCUCCACCAUCAAGAAUAACUACCUGGUGUUUAUGGCAGAGCUGUUUUGGUGGUUUGAGGUGGUCAAGCCGUCUUUUGUGAAACCAAGAAGUUUGGACAAUGAAAACACAGAGCCCUCAUCCUUGUUGAAGAAUAUGCCAUCCAUUCCCAUCUCCAAGGCAACUAAGAGGAGCUUCAUGGAAAGACCCCCUAGUCCUGAAAGACCCAGUUUGCCUCUGCGACCCCAGCCUCGAAACACAGGAGAUAUCAAGAGGUCAACCUCAAUGUCCUUUGUCGAUGGCAACCUCGGUACCUGGCCCAAAGAGAAAAGGUCUGGGCCUUAUGGAGUGUCUUUUGACAUCCCCUUUGACAAAGAGGAUUCUGCUCCUGGCCCUUUUUCCUCCACACGUGGUAUGGUCAGGUCUGUCAGCACUGAUGAUGGUUCUGGUUUCAAAGUCCACCACCUGCCCCGUGGAAUGAAGCGCAACUUGUCCUUCCAGCCAGUGAAUGGCCAGAGCGUUGGCAUUGAAGAGGAGGGUUGCCCAGACAGCCUAGCUGGUAUGGGGCCUGAGAGGCGAGCCUUCCCCAAUGGACAUGGCAAUGUCUUGGCAACAGCUCCCUCCAUGGAAGAGGCCCUCCAGAUCAUCCACAGCCCUAGCAGGCCCCCAGUGGAAGGGAUCAACAAUGGCUUCUUCCUACACAGUCAGAGCCACGGGGCUGGUGUUGGUGGCUUGGAGCCGGUGUCAGAGGUGGACUCCAAAGGGCCUCUGAGCACCACAGACACCACAGAGGUGGACACUGGUAUCCAUAUCCAAACAGAAGACAUGUUGGAUGAGGAUUCCUCUCUGAAAGACUGCUCUGUGAACAUGGACUUGGAUAUGGACACGCCAAGCCCUUGCCCAAGCAGUCAGAGCAAAUCCCCCUCAGGAGUAAAGAUGACCAGUUUCGCCGAACAGAAGAUGAAGAAGAUCAAUCCAUCAGCGCCGGACUCAGGAAGAGGCAGCAGCAGCUCCCUGAAGACUACUCCAGAGGGCUCCGAGUUUGGUCUCCCAUUAUCUGUCUCCUGGGCCCCAACCCCUGAGCACAGCCCCGUCCAUCAACAAACCACACCAACCCUCACUGCUCAAGCAUCACCCACACCUGUACAACUUCCACCCAAUGACCCCGCUCAGGUCAUGGCUACAGAGAUGGUUCAGCUGAGGAUGCGGCUGGAGGAGAAACGGAAAGCCAUCGAAGCACAGAAGAAGAAAGUGGAGGCCGCUUUUACAAGGCAUCGGCAAAAGAUGGGUCACUCUGCGUUUCUCAAUGUGGUAAAGAGGAAAGGCGAUGGGGCUGCUAGUGGAGAGGAAGGAGGGAAAAUUGAGGGAGAAGGCAAGGCUUUAAGCACAAGUCCUACCUUUAAAUUUGGGAGGAGCAAGGCCGACACACCUGAUGGGGCAGAGCAAAGCAGCACAAGCUCUUGUUGGCAAAAGUCACCUGGUGGAGGAGAGGAGGGUGGGCAAAGCCCUGCUCAGCUAACCGAGGUGGAUCUUUCUGAGUAUACACGUUCUAUUGAGAAACUCAACCAUUCCUUAGCGUUCCUUCAGACUGAGAUGCAGCGACUUGCUCAGCAGCAAGAAGUGAUCAUGGCCAUGAGGGAGCAACAGCAUCAGCAGGCGUGGGUCAUCCCUCCUCCACAUACAAACCCUUCGCCACAAAAACAUAGCCGAGCCGUUACUCGAUCCUCAGGACCCUCUUCCCCCGCUGACUCCCCUCGUUCCACCCACCGCUCUCCAACCAGCAUCAAACGCAAAUCUGCCUCCUUCCACUCACGCAAUCCCCGCGCCACUCGACCCAGUGAGCUCAAGCUGGCCCCCUACAAUCGAGUCCUAACUGCUCCGCAAUCUGUCGACAGUAUCCCGAGACUACGGCGGUUUUCUCCCUGCCAGCCCUUGGCAAGUUCCUUUGUUUACAUGGGGGAGAAACCAGCAGCCACAAAUCCAGAGACAGUAGCCUCAGAUGGAGAUAAAAAUAAAGAGACAGAUUCACUCCUUUCCCCUGAGAGGGAGCUCACCAGUAUAUGUGUAGCCAACUCACCCCCCAGCUCACCCAAACUACAGAGCAAAAGAGAACAAACAGAAGUAGAUUCAAAUGCCAAAACCCAGGAAGUCAAAGCUGACAGCCAGUCCAAGACCACUGACAUGGAAACAGACAGCCAGAAAGCUGCUCAGAAGCCAAGUGUAGAUAUCAAACCUACAGUAGAGUCGUCAUUCCCUGAGGUUCUGUCUCACCCUGUGGUAGAGACCUUUACAGUGACACCGACAGAGAUCCCUCCCCAGCCAGAAGUCAAAAGCAGCUUGAUUGAGGUUCCGCUGUCAGUCGUGAAGCCUCUGGAGGACCUGGCAUUUGAUGAUGGUCUGGAGAUGGAGCAAGGUACCGUGGAAGGCCAGGAUGAGGAACAGAAGAUAUGCCGUGGCUUCUUCUUCAAGGCGGAUGGAAAGGCUGAGGAGAACAUGGCUCAGAAGAGGGCAGCACUGCUGGAGAAAAGGUUGAGGAGGGAGAAGGAGAGCCAGCAGAGGAAGAUGCAGCUGGAAGCUGAGCUGGAGCAAAAGAAGGAGGAAGCUCGAUUAAAAGCAGAGGAGGAGCGUGUCAGGAAGGAGGAGGACAAGGCGAGAAAAGAGUUCAUCAAGCAGGAGUACCUCAGGAGGAAGCAGCUGAAGCUGAUGGAGGACAUGGACACCGUCAUUAAACCUCGACCAGCUGGUGGGGCUAAACAGAGGCGGGGCCGACCCAAGUCUAUCCAUCGCGAUAGCAUGGACUCCCCCAAAACCCCUGUCAGAGCUGCCACAGGUUCACGCCAACGUGUCUUUUCAGUCUCCAGCUUGUCCCUAGCUUCCCUCAACUUGGGAGACAGCGAUAGUGUUCACUCUGAGAAGAGAGCGCCAAGGCCAGAUUCUGCAGAUGGCUUCCUGUCCCCAAGUCGCUCCAGCAGCAGGAAUGGAGAAAAGGACUGGGAAAACGGAUCCACAACCUCCUCCGUUACAUCCAACACAGAGUACACUGGACCGAAGUUGUACAAGGAGCCCAGUGCCAAAUCUAACAAGCACAUCAUCCAGAACGCCCUCUCCCACUGCUGCCUCGCUGGCAAGGUUAAUGAGGGGCAAAAGAACAAGAUCCUGGAGGAAAUGGAGAAGUCAGAAGCCAACAACUUCUUGGUUUUGUUCAGAGAUACCGGCUGCCAGUUCCGCUCGCUCUACACUUACUGCCCUGAGACAGAGGAGAUCAACAAGCUGGCAGGCAUUGGCCCCAAGAGCAUCACACGUAAGAUGAUCGACGGCCUCUACAAGUACAACUCGGACAAGAAGCAGUUCAGUCAGAUACCAGCGAAGACCAUGUCGGCCAGCGUGGACGCAGUGACGAUCCAUAGCCAUCUCUGGCAAACCAAGAAGCCAGCCACCCCUAAAAAAGUAGUGCCUGCCCAGUCAUAAUGGAACUUGAUACUCCAAACAUCACCAUCCCCCACCCCUCUAAUGGAACACACCCAUUUCAAUUUGCACUUCACUGUAUAUAUCCAUGAAGAUUCAAACACCUGCAAUGCCAGUUAGAUGAAUGCAUAUUUGUCUUUUUUUGUUGUUUGUUUUUCCUCUCAUCGCAUUCCUGUCCAUGUUUUUCCUACUUACUCUGGACUGGACAAGAUAGGACUCAAAGAUUAUGAACAACUGGAAUGUAUGCCACUGUUGAAAAAUUAUGUAAAUGCUUAUCACUUAUGUGUUUUGUAGAGAUUACCAUGUUUGAGUCAGUUUAUGAAGGCAUGUGUGAGUGUUGUUUUUGUUUCCUAUGUGCCAAACGUCAAAAAAGAGACAGUAUGAAUGCUAGGACAUUUUACUCAGUACACUGAAGCACUGAAUGUUUAUAAUUCAUGUACAGAUUGAUUUUAGUUUGCAUUUUCCUGUUGAUGUGUGGCCUUAUGUGCGUUUUGUUUUAGCGUGUGAUUGCAAUGAGUUGAUUGUAAAGCAGCGUAUACGGAGGCUUUUUUUUUUGUAUUUGGAAGAACACUUUUUUUCUUCAUCUCUGUGGGUAAAACAGUUUGUAUAUUAAGGUAUGUAAAACUACAAAGGGCCAAAAAACUAAUUGCAUACAGCUAGUGUUAGCCACACAGUACAUGUGUGUUCAACUCGACAAAGCCAAGCGGUUUCAGCUUUUUCAGAACCCUUUUUGAGAAAGUGAUUUGUAAAGAAUGCAGGACGUUACUCUAGAUCACUGGUUCUCAACCUGUGGGUCAGGAAAACUGUAGAGAAUCUGAGCUAUAAUGUAUGAUGUGUGAACAAGAUAUUUCUAAAAUACAAAUAUGCUGUCAUGUUUGUCAUUGUGAUAAAUUCCUUUUUCUUGUGAUAUACAUAAGUAGUUGCAACCUCAAGACUUAUUCCAAUAAUUAAAUGAAAAUAAUGGACAAUGAAAAUAAAAGUCAUUCCUGUGUGGUCAGAGUUAAA
This is a messenger RNA of Thunnus maccoyii (southern bluefin tuna), 5902 nucleotides long. It is a transcript of the gene camsap2a, whose product is annotated as calmodulin regulated spectrin-associated protein family, member 2a. The coding region runs from base 509 to 4900 and encodes 1463 amino acids. The transcript is spliced from 18 exons. Gene Ontology annotation, biological process: neuron projection development; cytoplasmic microtubule organization; negative regulation of microtubule depolymerization. The record is from RefSeq and is a predicted model, not a curated record. NCBI's taxonomy places the organism in Eukaryota, Metazoa, Chordata, Actinopteri, Scombriformes, Scombridae. Gene Ontology annotation, molecular function: calmodulin binding; microtubule minus-end binding; spectrin binding. Gene Ontology annotation, cellular component: microtubule minus-end.